Messenger RNA from Caenorhabditis elegans, 989 nucleotides. It is a transcript of the gene srt-59, whose product is annotated as Serpentine Receptor, class T. The record is from RefSeq and is marked reviewed. The transcript is spliced from 5 exons. Bases 1 to 933 code for a protein of 310 amino acids. NCBI's taxonomy places the organism in Eukaryota, Metazoa, Nematoda, Chromadorea, Rhabditida, Rhabditidae.
AUGACUGUUGGAUGUAUGAUUUUGACAAUGUACCUCCUGUGCCUCUACGUAAUUUUCCAAAGCGAGCUCGUAAAGUCCUCUUGCUACAAAAUCAUGCUCUACCUGGGCUUAAUGGACACUUGUUGCCUAAUUGUCAACUCUCUUAUAACGGGAUAUCUCGGAUUUAUCGGAGCAACUUUCUGCUCUUACCCAAGAUUUAUCUACGUAGCUGGAGCAAUUGGAUGUGGGUGUUGGAUGGGAUCGUGCUCAACUUGCAUUCUGUUAGCAGCCAAUCGAUGUAGUGAUAUUAAUCAUAAUCUUCCAAUCCGGAAAAUGUUCAUCGGGAAGAAUGUCUACAUAACUAUGAUGAUUCCAGCGACGUAUACAAUUUAUGCAAUGUUUUUCACAAAACCAAUAAUUUUUGACUCAAAUUAUAUGAGCUGGUUUUUCAAUCCGAAUUUGGGACUAAACAGCGACCUAUAUGUAAAUGUACCAUAUACCGUCAACAACUGUUGUGUCUCAGUAUGUACGGCAAGUGUCUACGCCUACCUGAGCCUGCUAAUUCACUGGAAAAAUGAGCACGCACAGUCGGAGGCGCUUUCAAAAACACAGAAGCAGGUAUUCAUGCAAUCAAUUAUUAUUUGUACGUGUAAAGCAACAGCUGCAUUUAUCUACGUUUACAUGCAAUUUUUUAAUUCUCCACCUCCCGUCAUCCUGUUUGGCGAGAUCGCGUGGCAGUGUGCACAUGCAUCCGUUUGCGUGGUGUACAUAACUUGGAACAAAACAAUACGCCGAAAAGUUCUGCAUUUGAUAAUCCCAAAUUUGAUAAGAAAUCGAAUGAAAUCGAGAGUGAGAAGCUCAAUCACAUCAGCGCAUCCGAUUAUGAACCUGAUGGCAAAUGAAAUUAUCAAUGCGACAAGAACCAAUAGUGGGACAGCUGUCACUGUUUUUUGAAGUUUUUUAUCUUAGUAUUGUAUUUUUAUAAUGCUAUUAAUAAAGAUUUUUACCAA